Molecule: messenger RNA, 279 nt
Organism: Emiliania huxleyi CCMP1516
Lineage: Eukaryota; Haptophyta; Isochrysidales; Noelaerhabdaceae
Exons: 2
Coding region: 1-279 (92 amino acids)
Molecular function (GO): nucleic acid binding; zinc ion binding
Source: RefSeq, a predicted model, not a curated record
AUGGCCGGCUCAAACCUGGACCACUCGCUGCAAGAAAUCAUCAACGACGACAAGCCGACGCGGGCCAGGGCCACCAACGGUCGUGCCAAGUCAAAGGCGUGCAACAACUGCGGCGUGAUUGGCCACCUGGCCGGCGCGUGCCCGGACCCGGCGCAGUGCCACGCGUGCGGCUCGACGGCGCACGUCGUCGCCGACUGCCCGCACACCGACGAGACUUGCGACAUCUGCGGUCGCGUCGGGCAUCUCGCCGUCAAGUGCAGGCGCGAUGACCCGCGAUGA